Pyrenophora tritici-repentis Pt-1C-BFP is the source of this 1705-nucleotide messenger RNA. Its product is annotated as phosphatidylinositol:UDP-GlcNAc transferase PIG-A. Gene Ontology annotation, molecular function: phosphatidylinositol N-acetylglucosaminyltransferase activity. NCBI's taxonomy places the organism in Eukaryota, Fungi, Ascomycota, Dothideomycetes, Pleosporales, Pleosporaceae. Gene Ontology annotation, biological process: GPI anchor biosynthetic process. Gene Ontology annotation, cellular component: glycosylphosphatidylinositol-N-acetylglucosaminyltransferase (GPI-GnT) complex. The record is from RefSeq and is a predicted model, not a curated record.
AACGCUCACUCACACAUGGGUAAGACAGGGUCCUUCAAGACUCUUUCUAUCUUGGCUACCAAUGCCUCAUUAAGCUGCAAUGUGUUCUCUCUCUGAACAGACUCGAGGACACCAUCCUCACGCACCGCCAAUAUGCCUUACAAUAUCGCUAUGGUCAGCGAUAACUUCUACCCUCAGCCUGGAGGAGUGGAGAGUCACAUGUACCAAUUGUCCAGCAAACUCAUUGAUCGCGGACACAAAGUUAUCGUCAUUACACACGCCUACGCUGGCCGGACAGGUGUUCGUUACCUGACCAAUGGCCUCAAGGUUUACUACGUCCCGUUCUUCGUAAUCUACCGCGAAACCACCUUUCCGACCGUCUUCUCCUUCUUUCCCAUCUUCCGCAACAUUGUAAUUCGCGAGAGUAUCGAAAUCGUACACGGACAUGCUAGUCUCAGUAGCUUGUGUCAUGAGGCUAUCUUGCAUGCGCGGACAAUGGGACUGAGGACCGUGUUUACAGACCAUAGUCUGUUUGGCUUCGCGGAUGCUGGCAGCAUACUUACGAACAAGCUGUUGAAGUUUACUCUUAGUGAUGUGGACCAUGUGAUAUGUGUCAGCCAUACCUGCAAAGAGAACACAGUCCUUAGGGCCUCCUUGGAUCCUCUCAUGGUCUCAGUUAUCCCCAAUGCAGUCGUCGCCGAGAACUUCCGCCCUCUCUCAUACGAUGCAAACGACUCGACGCAAACCAAAGCACCUGGACCACGGCAGCCAAUGGGACCAGACGACAUCAUUACCGUCAUCGUAAUCCAACGACUGUACUACAACAAGGGUACCGAUCUGCUGGUGGCUGCUAUACCUCACAUCGUCGCUGCAAACCCAAAUGUUCGUUUCAUCAUCGCUGGCAACGGGCCCAAGGCCAUCGAUCUGGAACAAAUGAUAGAAAGAAACGUGUUACAGGACAAGGUACUCAUGAUCGGCCCUGUCCGUCAUGAAGAGGUACGGGAUGUCAUGGUUCGAGGUCACAUUUACCUCUGUCCAUCGCUCACCGAAGCCUUUGGCACCGUCAUCGUAGAAGCUGCGUCUUGUGGGCUUUACGUAGUGGCUACACGAGUUGGGGGUAUACCAGAAGUGCUUCCGACUCACAUGGUUGAGUUCGCAGCACCUGAAGAGGAUGAACUUGUUGAAGCUACUGGACGCGCAAUUGCAAAGCUACGAGCCGGGAAAGUUCGGACUGAACUUUUCCAUAACCAGGUCAAGCAGAUGUAUUCUUGGACUGACAUUGCACAACGAACCGAAAGGGUAUAUGAUGGUAUCAGCGGCGUUAUCAGUCACAGUGAGUUCUACCAAGGUGCAGGAGCAGCUGGCGCAUGGAGCGCCACUCGAGGCAGAGCUGGUGUGCAGAGCUUUGCACUUAUUGAGCGCUUGAAGAGAUACUUUGGGUGUGGAAUCUGGGCCGGAAAGCUCUUCUGCAUUUGUGUCAUUGUCGACUAUCUGUUUUACCUGAUUCUGGAGAUUUUCGCCCCCAGGUCACGAAUCGACAUCUGCAAGGAUUGGCCCAAAAAGAUGAUGCAAUCGAAAGGAGACAUGUACAAGAGGCUUGGAAACGAUGCAGGCGAAGGGAGGGACACGCUUCCCAGGAAGAGAAGCUCUAGGCAUCGUAAACCGAAGCGAGAAGAGUCGGACGAGAGCUAGCAGAUGAAGAAGAAACAAGACCUGUCCAUAACAA